Messenger RNA from Cylas formicarius (sweet potato weevil), 624 nucleotides. RefSeq names its product PAXIP1-associated glutamate-rich protein 1 (gene Pa1). The transcript is spliced from 2 exons. NCBI's taxonomy places the organism in Eukaryota, Metazoa, Arthropoda, Insecta, Coleoptera, Brentidae. Bases 99 to 479 code for a protein of 126 amino acids. The record is from RefSeq and is a predicted model, not a curated record.
CGCAAAUAAGUUUCUAUGGAAUAUUUAUCUUUUUUAACCUUUGGAAAUUAGUUGUUCAGAAGAACAAAGAUAUUCAAAGUAGUCCUAAAGAUGCUCAAAUGGAUGACAAUAACUGGUGUGUAGAAUGUUCAGACGAAGAAUUUAAAGAUGCAAAAGAUCCAUGGGAACCAGAACCUGCAGAGGUUGAUAGGCUUUACAGUUUGUUAAACAAGGGAGAACUUCCAGAACUGAAAUGGAAAUGUCCAGGCUAUAUUUCGCCAUCUCCGGCGACAACAGAGGAGCCCAAAGAAGAAAGUGAAAUUAAGAAGGACGAGCAAGAUGAUUUUGACUUCAUGGAUGAAAUGACAUCACCCAAGUUAAAAAUUCGCAACAAAGGUGAAGAAACAUUAAAGGGUAGCGCUAAGAAAAAGACCACCUCACUUGAUGCUGUGAUUAAUAACAUGAGAAGACAUCAUCUGCUACCCCACAACACAAAAUAGUUGUCCUCUAUUUAGUAAUAUACAAUAAAUAUUUUUUUAUGAACAGGUCUAUUUUCUGUAAAACAAAUCAAUGUUAUGCAACUUCAAAUUACAAAAUAUUCCACCUGUAUUACUUAAAACAAAUACUUUGGUGCUCUAAAAAUUC